UGGUGUCAACUGUUACAAGUUAAUGCACUAUUAAUCUUUAGACUGUAGUAAUAACCCCCCCACCAGAGGAACACAAUCAACUUUCCCUCGAACUGUCAAAAUCGCUUGUUGCUUCCUACCCUAGCCUUAAAAGUAGUUAGCGAGCUAGCGUGUAGCGACUUAUAGCGCUUCAGGAAAAACCUAUUAAGCGAGCGAAAAAGUUUGCCGCUAAAGAGAAAUUGUGACAAGCGUUAGUUGCAGAUCGUUUUCGCCGUCCUGUGCCAAGCUGCGGGUCCUUUUCCAAACGAGACAGCUCUGGAGACGCGUCGGUGGCGGCUGAAGUGCAGCUGGAUGUGACAGGUUCGUCAUCAGAUCACCGACAGAAAGUGCCUUGUGAGAAAACAUCCGUACUUGAAGAUCACUGAGUGUUUCUGAAGAGCUCCAGAUUUUUCCAUCUGAAGUCGUGACAGGACAGCUCCCCUGACUGGUGGUUUGUCCUUAACCUGUGAUCUGUUUGAAGAAACUUUGAGUUAAAAGGCAACGCUGCUGCACUGCUGGCCGAGGUGCCAAAAUUUAAAGAGAGUAUAUACUGAAGACUUCACACAUUAGAAAGCCUCAAACUCUUGUGUUGUCCUAAACUGUGCCAUUGUACCUCAAAAUAGGAUUAAUUUUGCUCCCUAUCCUUCAUCCCUGCAAAGACAUCGACACUCAUAAAGAGGACAUUUUGAGGACAUUGGUACAACCAGUAUAGGUUGUCCCCAGGCAUGCGCCCUCUGCGUUGUCAGAGGUCUGCACCUGAGACUUAUUGACUGAUGAACAAGCUGUUUGACUGACAAACCCCACAACAUUGCCGUUCGUGUAUUUCCAUGCUCAGGUCACAGAGACUUUGCCAGUCCAUUACCUCGACUUCUCUGUCUGCAAGGGCAGACCUCAUCCACUGACCUGAAGCAGACUAUUUAUAACUACAUGUUUCAGCAGUUUUAGCUGUUGUGUUUUAUUUUAUUUUAUUUUUCAUUUCAUUUCCCGUAACGCUCUGAAACACCUCAGAGGAUCGCCUCCGUAAAGCAAGCGGCCCCCUCUCGUCCCUAGCUCUACAGCCAUUGCUCUUGACAUGGCUCUAAACAUAGCCUCGAUACGGGACACAAAAUGGCUGACCCUGGAAGUGUGCCGGCAGUUUCAGAGAGGUACUUGUUCACGCAGUGAUGAAGAAUGCAAAUUUGCCCACCCACCCAAAAGCUGCCAGGUGGAAAAUGGGAGGGUGAUCGCCUGCUUUGACUCAUUAAAGGGCCGCUGCACGAGAGAGAAUUGCAAAUACCUCCACCCACCUGCUCACCUGAAGACCCAGUUGGAGAUCAACGGGAGAAAUAACCUGAUCCAGCAGAAGACAGCGGCCGCAAUGUUGGCUCAGCAGAUGCAGUUCAUGAUCCCCGGCACCACCAUGCAGCCUGUGCAGACGUUUCCAGUCAGCCAGGGUCUGGGUACCAGCGCAGGUUUGAGCUACACACCUUACCUGACUCCGAUGUCGCACAGCAUGGGUCUGGUUCCCACGGAUAUCCUGCCCAGUACCCCCGUCAUCGUCCCCGGCAGCCCACCUGUCUCGGUGACCGCCGGCUCAUCCUCCAACCAGAAACUUCUGCGUACCGACAAGCUAGAGGUUUGCCGCGAGUUCCAACGAGGCAACUGCGCCCGCGGCGAGACGGACUGCCGCUUCGCCCACCCGAGUGACAGCCCCAUGAUCGACACCAGCGACAAUACGGUCACCGUCUGCAUGGACUACAUCAAGAGCCGCUGCUCCCGCGAGAAGUGCAAGUACUUCCACCCGCCGGCCCACCUGCAGGCCAAGAUUAAGGCCGCCCAACACCAGGCCAACCAGACAGCUGUGGCUGCGCAAGCUGCCGCCACAGCUGCAGCCAUGACUCAGUCGACUGCCAAAGCAAUGAAGCGACCCCUCGAGGCAACUGUAGACCUGGCGUUCCCUCACAGUGUCCUCCAGCCCCUACCAAAGAGACCAGCACUUGAGAAGAGCAACGGAGCGAGCUCCCUGUUCAACCCCAGUGUUUUGCACUACCAGCAGGCGCUGGCCAACGCACAGCUCCAGCAGCCCGCUUUCUUUCCCACAGGGUCAGUCUUGUGCAUGACUCCUGCUAGCAGUCUUGUCCCUAUGAUGUACAGUGCUACGCCUGCUACUGUCUCUGCAGCAACAACUCCUGCCACAAGUGUCCCCUACGCAGCAACAGCACCAGCCAAUCAGAUCAUCCUGAAGUAAGCAUCAGGAGGGGAAUGGAGUGUCACGAAGCUGCACUAGGAAACCCAAAACAGCCCCUCUGUAAAUACUACCUUGCCUCUCCCAUUGAGGUCCAACAACCUGCAUGCUAAGAGUGUACCACUUCAAUUUAACCAUAAGAACUGCAGUGCCGGUGUAACACACAGAAAAAAAAGAUAUAUACUGUAUGUAUUGCUAGAAAAGAAACUAUUAACAUGAAAAAGUCAGAAAUAUUCUUAUGUAUAGUGCAUACAUAGCAGAUACACUAUAGAGGUCAUUUUAACACCAUGGAUUCCCUCCUCUUGCAUAUUUAUUAUAAAAACCUCUGCACAACGUUAACCCCUUUUCAUUAGUUAAACCAGAUGUUUGGUUUGCACUCUGUGGGACAUUCAGUGCGUAACGUCGAAGCGGAAAACAGGAAGCGUCACAGGAAACCCAUGCACAACCACACCUUCACACGCUGCGCUUUCAGGAGUUUAAUUUUUUCUUUUGUCUCACACUUCGUUGGAUGUCCUCGGGGUGGACAGACUCGUGUUUACUUAACGUGGGUUCGUCCCCGACCCUCACCUGCCCCAGAUGCUGUUAGGAUACCAUGAUGAAGCUCAUCCUCCCCUCCAACAUUUCAUCAGACAUCUUGCCAAAGCUGCAGCUUGGACGAGGUUGGUUGAUUCAAACCUGCCAUGAAGCAGAGCCACGUUUUAACACCCUUCUAAAUUAUUAUUAUUUUUGCCAUUGCCCGUGCUGCAAAUACAACACACUCGCCAUUUGAGAGGAGCAGAGGGAUAACACAGGCAGUCCAAACAGGAGAAGAUGCAGCCCAGUGUUGAUGUAAGAUAGUCGUGGCCAUUACUGAAAAGAAGCCUGAAGGCUCGUGUCUGUGCCAAGGGCUCAAAUAAAGCUUGAGGGGUUUGUUCCAGACAUACCAAGCCUUUUGUGUGCACGUGUGUGUGUGUGUGUGCAUGCGUGUUUGUAUCUGGAAACUGAUGGUCUGCCGGCAGACUGCGACUUGAAGCGAGGACCAGCAGGUGAUGGCAACACCAGACCUGGCAGGAGAGUGUUUCUGGGGGGGCGGUUGUUUUGUUUUUGGUUUUUUUUUUAGGUUUUGAUGGGCGGGUUGAGGGAUUUAAGUGCUAAUCCUAAAUUUAGAAAAAAUCUAAAAAAAACAAAAUAAAAAAAAAAAGGUGCAUUCGACGACACUCGUCAUGCAAAACGAUGACUUGAACUUCAACUGGAGGGCUAUCUGUGACCGUCGGUUGCCCCGUUCAACCCUACUAUCACCGAUAAUCCUGUUCCAUUUUAGAAAACUGUAGAAGUGCCUAAAAAAUUCUCAUCGACUACAACACACACACACACCUGGAGCGGAUCACCAAGAGUCUCAAACGUAACACACUGGCUGUCAGAUAUUACGUGGACUUCUCUAUGAAGACAUCACACUCUCAUUAACAUCACAAGUGACUUUAACGAAACGAGAGAAAUUAAAACGACAAAUCAAAAAAUAGCUUUGUAGAAUGUUUGGUGACUUUGGCGGUGUACCAUCGUUUCUUACAUCGGUUGGAGUAGUUUACAUGAGGAACGUGAGUGAGAAAACCAUGUAUUGUAAACUGUGUAAUGUAUGUAAAGUGUCUUUUUGUUUAAAAAAAAAAAGUUUUUAUUCACGGUUCUAGAAAUGUAUUCAGACUUAUUUAAAGUUUGUGUUGUCUACUAUCGAAGCGUUGGAACCCUCCCCGAAAACCCACCACCUCCACCUCUCAAUCAGCCAAGUCAUAAAAUGUUAUUUUCCACUAAUAUCUUCCAAUGUAUUUUCCUUUUCAUGAUGCUAAAUUCAUUUAUUUUAUUUUAAUUUGUCUAAAUUCUGAUGUAAAUUCAUGGUGCUUGAUGAACAUCGACAAUCCAUACGUUUUCGGUGUCGUUCACACACACUUGUGGAAGGUGGUGAGAAGUCCUGUUUUGUUGUAAUUUAUCUUAUGUUACUCUUGGUCAAAUUUUAGUCAAAAACAAUGUUGUAAACUAUUCUGUUUUGAAAUGAAUGUAAUUUAUUGAGCUCUGCUACGUUCUGCACAGUUGAUCAUUUCGAAGAUCUGACCCAUCAGAAAUGAGAAGUGGCCCAACGUUGAAGGCUGGCGGCUUUAAAAGCUGCCGGAUCUUUCUUGCCUUCUCAUAGUUUUAAAAAGAUCACGGUGUUGCAGGAAUGAGCAUAGUCAUAGGUUUGCUUGUGUUGUUGGGAAAAAAAGAAAAAAAAAAAAAAGAAAAAGUUUAUUGUAUAGAUAACAUUUUACCAAAAAAAAAAAAAAAAAAAAAAAAAAAAAAAAUGGAAAGAAAACUAAAAAAAAAGAUGUACUUUUCACUCUAGUAUGAUAGUAUUUCAUAACAAUAUUAAGUUGUUGCUGUGGCAACCAAAUGUUGCAAUUACUAAAGUUCGGUAUUUUUGUAAAUGACACUGUUAAGUUGAUUUAUGUUUUUUUUUUUUCUUUUUUCUGCUAGAACACUGUAAACAAGGUAGAUUGUAAAGACGAUAUGAACAUUUCUUAUUCUUCACUGAGAUUAUGACAAUGACCUGAUAUUUUCAUUAGCAAUUAACAGCCUCUAUAGCGCUGUGACUGUAACACUUAUAGAUUACAAGUCAUCAAUGUUAUAUAGAUUACACAUAAAUAUAAAUCUAUAUAUAAAUGUAAGAACUAAAUAUUCUAUAAAUUAAUAAGUUUGGAUGUACAACUCCUCCCCUGACAAAGGACCUUUAAGUUCCACACUGAGACAUUUUUAUUAGUUUUUAGGAUUGCACUUUGUUUAAAAUUCAGUUUUUUUUUUUUCCUUUCUUUUGACGUUUUUCUUGGUCUCAGCACUCAGUUUGUACGGUCAUCAGUCAAUAGCAGUAAUUAACUUUAAUUCAACGUGAUGUUGCAUGGGGAAAUAAGGAUUUCUUUUACUAGAUAAUAACGAACUGAAUGUUUCCAGUGGAAAAAGAAAAAAGAAAAAAGUACAAAAAUGUCCUCAUUUGGUGACUGACGGCACCCUUGUGGAAGGAAUCCUUUUAGAUGUUCCUUGAAAUGUGUUUGCAAUGAUUGACAGAUGGUAAAUUUAGAUAAAAAGACAAAUGUAAGCACUUUCUGAGCAGUUGGUCAACUGAGCAGACUCAGCUUAUACAAACACUUUGCCUUAUCUUGAGUCCAUCGUGCUUAGGGUUUUAUGUUUUUAAGAGCUCUUAGGAAAUGUAUUAAAGAGACUUGAACAGCUCUCCUCUCAAAUUCCUUCUGAAUUUAAUUUCAAACAUGAAUCUUUAUAUCUGAAAUAAUUUUUUAAGGUUUUAAUGUGUGCACCACGAAGCCAAAAGGGAGGGGGCGCUGUAACAGAACAGAACAGUCAUUGGUCUUUACUUCUGGUCUCCUGGAUUUAUAGUGACGUCUUUUUUUUCUUCUUUUUUUUUUUUGUCCCAUUGCCUUACAAUGGAACGACAGUGGAGCGUGUAAUUCACAGUUUAAGCCAGCAGAGGUCACUAAACCAGAGUCUGGAGGUUAGGAAGCAGCUUUGUCAUGAUUGUUGCAGUCUACCUUACCAACAAAGACAUGAAAGUAAACUGACAAGAAGACCCUCACAGGAUUUAUAGUUUCAGUGUAAUCCUUUUAAAUGUAUUCUUUUUGCAUAUAUUUUGUGCUCUUUUAUGUUUAUAUAGUCAGAUGUUUCUUUGGUUCCAGCAAGAUAGUGUAAAAUCUAUUGAAAGAAAGAAAUAAAGAAAAUUAAAUAAC
Molecule: messenger RNA, 5982 nt
Organism: Melanotaenia boesemani (Boeseman's rainbowfish)
Lineage: Eukaryota; Metazoa; Chordata; Actinopteri; Atheriniformes; Melanotaeniidae
Gene: mbnl2
Product: muscleblind-like splicing regulator 2
Exons: 10
Coding region: 1091-2245 (384 amino acids)
Molecular function (GO): metal ion binding
Source: RefSeq, a predicted model, not a curated record